GCGCUAGUUCUUGUCACGUGGCUGCUACCCAGCGUAGGCUGCAUGAGGGGGGGACGGGCUCCUGCAGUCCUGCUCGGCGGAGGGGCUGCCCUGCUCCUGUCGCUCCUUUGGAUGCCUACCCUGCUGCCCGUGGCCUCUCGCCUUCUGUUGCUACCCCGAGCCCUGCUGUCCAUGGCCUCUGAAAUCCCCCCGUCCGCUGCCCCGCCGGCCUCAGGCUCUGGCUAUGUUCCAGGAUCGGUCUCUGCGGCGUUUGUCACCUGCCCCAACGAGAAAGUCGCCAAGGAAAUCGCCAGGGCUGUGGUGGAGAAGCGCCUGGCAGCCUGCGUGAACCUCAUCCCUCAGAUCACAUCCAUCUAUGAGUGGAAAGGAAAGAUCGAGGAGGACAGUGAGGUGCUGAUGAUGAUUAAAACUCAAAGUUCCUUGGUCCCGGCUUUGACAGACUUUGUCCGUUCUGUGCACCCUUACGAAGUGGCAGAGGUGAUUGCGCUGCCUGUGGAGCAGGGGAACUCCCCGUACCUGCAGUGGGUGCGGCAGGUCACAGAGCGGGGCCCCGACUCGAGCACAGCCCUACCGUGACGUGCCUGCCCGGUCGCCGCAGGUCACAGAGCCUGCAAUAAAUCCUGUCUGGUUCUCUC
Lepus europaeus (European hare) is the source of this 635-nucleotide messenger RNA. RefSeq names its product cutA divalent cation tolerance homolog (gene CUTA). The transcript has 7 exons. The record is from RefSeq and is a predicted model, not a curated record. Gene Ontology annotation, biological process: response to metal ion. Lineage: Eukaryota; Metazoa; Chordata; Mammalia; Lagomorpha; Leporidae. The coding region runs from base 43 to 576 and encodes 177 amino acids. Gene Ontology annotation, molecular function: copper ion binding.